CUACAAGAAAUGCUUGAUCUCAGUCAUAACUCGCUCACUGGAGUCAUCCCGCAACAAUUUGGCAAGCUCGUGAUGCUAGAAAACCUAAACCUCUCGCGCAAUCAACUGUCGGGCUCCAUUCCAUCAUCUUUCGAAGGCAUGCUCAGCUUGUCGUCGCUCGACUUAUCGUACAAUGAUUUGGUGGGUCCGCUGCCUAAAGAUCGAUUCUUUGAUCAGAAAGCUCGAGCAGAGUGGUUUCAACACAAUAAAGGUUUGUGCGGCGAUUUGCAUGGUUUGCCUCCAUGCCCGUCAUCUAUCAGCCAACAUCAUCAUCCAAGGAAUGCUCGCAAGCUGAUUCUUUCGAUUGUUUUCCCCACUAUUGCCGUGCUUCUGCUUUUGGUUACAUUCGUAGUCUUCCUGUUUCUUAGGAGAGCAAAGCCUAUGAAGGAGGAGGAGAGGGAAGUCCCAGUCAAGAAUCUAUUCUCGAUACUGAAUUUUGAUGGGGAGGCUGUACGCGAACAAUUUGAUGGAAAGGCUAUCUAUGAAGAAAUUAUUGAUGUCACGGAAAACUUUGAUGAGAAAUACUGCAUCGGGACGGGAGGAUAUGGCAGUGUCUACAAGGCACGGCUUCGAACGGGUCAGGUAGUAGCUGUGAAGAAGCUUCAUCCAUCGGAAGAAGUAGGUGAUGAAAGAGGCUUUCAGAAUGAGAUCCAAGCAUUAACCGAGAUUCGCCAUCGUAACAUAGUGAAGUUGUAUGGGUUCUGCUCCCAUGCUCGAUGCAUGUUUCUCAUUUAUGAGUACAUGGAAAGGGGAAAUAUGUCGGCCACCUUAAGCAGCCAAGAGGCAGCCAUGGAGUUGGAUUGGAAUAGGAGAGUAAAUAUCGUUAAAGAUGUGGCACAUGCUUUAUCCUAUAUGCACCAUGAUUGCACUCCUCCAAUUGUACAUAGGGACAUAUCGAGCAAGAACAUUUUGUUAGAUUCCGACUUUAAUGCUUAUAUUUCAGACUUUGGAAUAGCAAGAAUUUUGAAGCCCGAUUCGUCAAAUUGGAGCGCCCAUGCAGGCACACUUGGAUAUAUGGCACCAGAGAUUUCGUAUACAAUGAAGGUCACCGAGAAAUAUGAUGUAUACAGUUUUGGUGUGGUGAUAUUAGAAGUAAUGCAAGGAAGGCAUCCAAGUGACCUUAUGUCCUCGCUAUCAUCGCAUGGCCAGAACAUGCUUCUUAAGGAUGUGUUAGACCAACGCAUCUCACUUCCCACACUUCAAGUUGCAAAUGACGUGAUAUUACUAGCUAAGGUAGCACUUGCAUGCAUACGUCCUAAUCCGGAUGCUCGACCAACAAUGAAACAUGUGUCCCAGUUAUUCACUUCUAACAAAGAUCAGAGUUUGUUAGACUAUUUUCAUGCAAUUAAACUACAUCAGUUAAUGAAUUUACAAGUGUAGGUUGAAUUUUGGGUGGUCAAGAGGCCCAAGACACAGGCAGUAUGGGUGUUAAGGUGUGUAGGAUUUAUUAUGUUCACCGUAUGACACUUAAAAAUGUCAAUGUAUCCAUAUAUUGUUACAAUGUUAUAA
Molecule: messenger RNA, 1548 nt
Organism: Phoenix dactylifera (date palm)
Lineage: Eukaryota; Viridiplantae; Streptophyta; Magnoliopsida; Arecales; Arecaceae
Source: RefSeq, a predicted model, not a curated record